ACUGAACUCUGCCUCCAGCUUGCCCAUCAUCACCUCCAAUCUGACAACAGCAACCUGCUGCCACAACCACCAGAGGUCGUAACUCCCUCAUUACUAAUGUACACGCUUUCUCUCACACGCUUGACUUGGAGGAGUCACUAAAACCGUGCAGAAAAUGAUUUCACACCCCAACAAUACAUUGUCACAACUGGCCCUAGAAGCUGGCCUGACCUUAUCGGUUUAAGGACAAUUUUUUUUGCUCUGAGCUAAAUGUUAGACGUUUGUACUCGCAUCUCAUAGUGCCGCGCUGCGCCGCAUAGUGAUGGGUGGACCGAAGGCAGCGCUCCCCGAGACUCAUCCCUAAAAAAAGCUCAAUGCCUCUUCCUCGGAGCCGCGGACUGCAGGCGAGACCCGUGGACCGCUUCGUUAACUGUCCAGACACGGAUUGAUUGAUCAGAUGUCUUGUUCACGACCGAAACUUCAACUAUGCAUCCACUGGAAACGCAAAUGACUCCCAGUUUGAGGAGUGCGCGGAGAGAUUUCACCAAACUGCCUGCCUGCGGCGCGGCGGCUGGAGACGGGCGCUCACCGGGAUGGAUAAGAGUGCGAGAAGCAGGGUGGUUUCGGAGAACCAGGAGAAGAGAUGGAGCAGAAGGGAUGUCUGCAAACUGUCUGUUAUACAUAGGAAUGGUCUUACUUCUGUUGCAGUGUGCGCAGGCCACAGAGGAUGAGACGAACUACGACGCCUCUGGUUCUUCUGAUGUACCCAAUGACACAACAGCCUCCGCUUAUCCCAUUCACCCAUUGGCCGGCUUGCUGUUGGUGGAUGAGGAGCCUUUAUCAGUCGUCCAACCAGAUGGCAGGGCUGUGUCAGAGGGGGUGGGCCUGAGAGAGCAGCCUGCCUUCUCCUCCAUACUGACCCUGCUGGCGGACAAACACCCACUGAGCCUGGUCCGAUCCAAGGCCUCGCCAACCAUCACCAAGGAAAACAACCAAACCAGCCUGUGGCCUUCGGUUGCUCCCUUCUCUUCUUCUUCUUCUGUGGAGCCGAGCAGAGACCUGUCUGACAGCUCAGAGACAGCGAUGGAGGAGUUAACCGUGGGAACAUCCAGAGAGACAGGGGUUAAUUUCCCCAAAGACAACGAGACCAGAUUAUCCCAAACAGGGAACCUCACCUUAGCUGACAGGCCUGCACUCACAACAUCACAGGUGUCACCUUUGACCCCCCGAGAGGACACAACGACUGCAUCCCUCCAGCUCACGACCGUGACCACCACAACCAUAGCUUCAACCACAACCACAACACAGCCAAUCACAGAAAGCCCAACCACGACAACAACACGCAGAACCACCACCACCACCACUGCUCCAGCCUCCAGGAGAACACUGUCACCUCCAAUCCCAAAGACCAAACCCAGAGGGACGACCACCCCGUUCCCCUUCACCACCACCACGGAGGCUCCACCCCGGCAGUGUAACGUCACAGAGAAGAUCUGGGUUAAAACAAUUCUGACCAUCCAUGUGAGAAGGAACCGCCUGGACAGCAUUCAGAGACAGAACCUGCGUAGAGGGCUGACCCAGGCUCUGAGUAGAGCUCUGAAUGACACCACUGCCCAGGCUCAGGUGGAGACUGUGUUUGGCUCUCCCAACGUGACGGUGGGCUACCACGUAAUUGGAGCAGACAUGGUGUACCCGCCCUCUGUGGUGGUCGAGGCACUUCACUCCUACGGCCGGGAUAGGCUGAUGGGUGACGUGCGACAGUUUGUCCCCAUGGUAACGGCGCUGCCCAACACAGCCGCUCCAUGGAAACCCAGCCCAGCUAUCAGCCUCCAGCUCAAAACAGUUUUGCGCUUCGUAGGUCCAGGAGAUGACCCGCGUUCCUGUCGGUUCUCGCAGAUGAUGGAACAGAGGCUGGAGAACGUGUUCUCUGAGGCCCAGGCCAAAGUCCUGGACGUCCACACCAGACUCUCUGUCCAGAUGCUGAGUGUUUCUCAGUCAGUGGGUUCUCCUGCUGUGUCUCUGGUCUACAUGGUGAGGAAUGGGACCGCCCCUCUCAACGGCACCGCCGCCUCUAACCUCCUGGGUCAGCUGACCGCCGAGCUGGUCGGCUACUUCCUGUUCUACCCACCGCUGGUCAUUGCUGAACCGUUGGAAUACCACAACCUCAAUACCUCCAUCGCUACCAGAGACUUCUGGGUAAUCACAGUCAUCCUGGAUGUGGAUAACUCAUCUCUGGAGAGCCAGUACCAGAGCUUUGCCAGUCUCAUGGAGCAGCGCCUGGCUGAGCUGUUUGUGGUUGCUCGCCAGCAGGGCACUCGCUUCAGGAGAGCCACCACUGUGGACAGCUACACUGUCCAGAUGGUGAGUAUCCGUCGAGUGAUGGGUCAGAAGAACCCAGCAGAGAUGACCUACUACGUUCAGCUGAAUGGUCGUCCGUUACCGGGCACAUCAGCCGCCAAGGUCCUGAACACGCUGGACUCUCAGACCAUGGCCCUCACACUGGGUUACUUCGUUCAGCUGCAGGCUGAACCCGUGGUGAAGAAUCCUCCAAACAAUCUGUGGAUCAUCGCAGCGGUGCUGGCCCCUAUCGCCGUGGUAACGCUCAUCAUCAUCAUCAUCACCGCCGUGCUCUGCCGGAAGAACAAGAGCGACUUCAAAGCCGACGCCAUGGGCAACCUUAACCCCCGUGUCAAGACGUCAUAUCGGAGGGAUGUUACAGGAUAUUACCACCAGCCUGUCCAGGGUUUUGACUAUGCCAAGCAGCACCUGGGCCGGGUGCAGGGUGGGGAGGGAGAGACCCUCCCUGUGACCCAGGACACCCUGAUGCUGCCCCUGCCCAUCCGGGAAGCCCCCCUCUCCCUCUCCCUGGAGAAGGCCCUGCACCAGGACGGCACCGCCAACAAGAAGACCCUCAACUCAGACAUACGCAAGAGCAGGUUGCCGAGCGAGGACGGUUCCGUCAUCAGCAACGAAUCAGAGAAGCUCAACUCUGGUCGGGGCUCGGCGGCUCAGAAAGUCACAGCACAGCAGAAAUUGACAAAGGAGGAGACACGCAAGAAGAACGAUCCCUACGACACCUCGUUUGGUUCCCUGCAGCUUAUUUCCAUAAAGCCCAUGACUGCUCCGCCCACCUAUUCACACCCCGCCUCCUCUGACCGCAGCCAAGACUCAGCCAUCCUCAAUGGAAAUGGAGAGGUGAACCUAGCUCUGAAGCAGAAGUCCGACAUAGAGCACUACAGGAACAAGCUGAGGCUGAAGGCUAAGAGGAAAGGGUACUAUGACUUCCCCUCAGCGGAUGGCAGCGGGAGUGGUAGCAGGGCGCUGGCACAGAGGCAGAGACACGGACAUGAGAGGGCACCUGGAGAGCAUGGCCCACCACUGGAGCCUGAUGAAGACCGAGCAUCCACCUACGUCAAGUCCAGCAGGAGACAUUCUCAGGUGAGGCAGCGGACCUAUCGGAGCAGGCAGAGCCUGAACAGCCCGAGUACCGGAGGAACAGAGAUGGACCUGCUGGUUAUGAGGGAGAGACCCAGGAGAGGCAUCAGGAAUAGCGGCUAUGACACUGAACCGGAGCUGAUUGAGGAGACCAACGUGGAUCGUCUGAUUGGCCCGCGGGGGGGUUAUGUCUGCCCCAGAGGGGUCAAAGGUCACUCAGAGACCUCCACGUUGAGCUCCCAGCCGUCCAUCGACGAGGUACGCCAGCAGAUGCACCUGCUCUUGGAGGAGGCCUUCAGCCUGGCCUCAGGGGGACACUCCUCCACAGCCGGACGCCACCACCACUCCCAUCAUCCCCACCCCCACCACGGUUACCACCACGGCCACUACAGCCCCGGACCUCCACCCCUGCCCUACUCUGACGUGGUGACCAGUGCCCCGGGAACCAUGAGCCGUGGCCGGGGAGGAGGGCUGCAGUGGGUGCCGGCGUACGGAGCAGACAUGUAUCAGUGCAGCCUCCCCAAACCUGCCUUUAGGUUCACCCAGCUUCCUGACAUGGUUAUGACCUCUCCUCCACCCCCUAUUCCCCCUCGCACCGGCCCCCCUCCAGGGACCUCUCUAAGACGCUCGUCGCCUGACCUGGGGUCCACGGCCAGGAUCUCAGAGUCUGGGACCAACAUGACGGAUAUGCAGACCCAGCAUAAUGACAGCAGCGCCCCCUAUGUCUCUCUCUCUAGAGCAGCACUCCCCUCAGUCCCCCUCUCCAGAGCAGCACUCCCCUCAGUCCCCCUCUCCAGAGCAGCACUCCCCUCAGUCCCCCUCUCCAGAGCAGCACUCCCCUCAGUCCCCCUCUCCAGAGCAGCACUCCCCUCAGUCCCCCUCUCCAGAGCAGCACUCCCCUCAGUCACAGCAGAACAGCCGAUGUCCACCUACUCAGGAAACCCCAUCACAGCGGUGUACGCCAUCCCAGCCUCGCGGUCGGGUUACUCUGAGUACUUUGCCUCCACGCCCCCGUCCUCCUACCACAGCCCAUCCUGGAUGUCCUACCCCCCCGAGCCUGAGGACGUGCCCCCCCAGUGGGCUGACUCUGUGGCUCUCCCAGGGUACGUGGAGGCCUUCCCUCAUCCCCGCUACCCUCAAGGCAGCUCCCCCAGACUCCCCCUACACUACGGCCAUGCCAUGGGGCCACCCCCCACCCCGACCACCGCCGCGUCCCAGCAGAGCCUGCCCGAUGCGGGGGAGCCCAGAGACAGAGUCCCCCUCAGCAGUCUCUCCACAUCCGCCCUGGUCCAGGCCAUCCGCCAGGAGGUGGCAAAGCUGGCCAAGAAGCAGACAGACAUGUUUGAGUUCCAGGUGUAAUCCCUCCCUCUAGUGGCCGGGAGGUGGAAUUGCAGCAUUCUCUUUUCUGAACAUGCUGUAACACUAGAGACAAAACAAACUCUCAAACUCAACUUUUUUGACAUUUGUAUAUUAAGACUGAUAAAAGCCUCUUUCUUUCUAUUUCUCGCUCUCCCCCACCUCUCUCAAAGUGGGAAAAUCCCACGUUUCUCUGAUGUGUUUCAUCAUCAUGCUGUUAUUUUGGAGUUACUGAAGAGUGAAAGUGUUCUAUCUCAAACUGUCAGUCAUCUCUUCUUAACGAUGUCUCUAUAGUUACAUUACCUGUUCCUUUACAUUGUACAUAUGUCAUCCCCACAUCUAAAGACCUGUAAUAAUGAAAGAUGAGUGUUUCUCUAACCAGGACAGUAACCUUAGCAACCCACAGAGGAGUAUGUCAUGACAUCAAUAGAACAAUUGAUGAGGCAGAGAGAGUCGUCACAUGUUCAUGCACAAAGGUCCAACCACUUCAGAACAUCAGAAUGAAGUGAUAACGAGCCAAGGGUUUUAGGAGGAUAUAUUGGCACGGUUGUUGUUAGGCCUGAGACGAAGUCGAGGGCAGGCAGACCGUGGCACUAAAUCCUCCAAACACCGGUUUCGAGGGCAGGCAGACCGUGGCACUAUAUUCUCCAAACACUGGUUUCGAGGGCAGGCAGACAGUGGCACUAUAUUCUCCAAACACCGGUUUCGAGAGCAUCACUUUUAUAAGAAGUGUUACCAACAUAUUCAAAUAAUGAUUGACAUAUUUUCAUUAUUAUUAUUUUUUAAAAUUAAUUUAGUCAUACUAUUACAUCCUUCUACAAGAUAUAGUCCUGACACAAAUCUAGCCGGCUUGUCGUUCGUUCUAUCAGUUCGGUUGCUACAGUAGAGAAGCACAGAGUCGUUCAGUCUUUUUGUUCUGUAUUUAUGGAUGUGACCCAGUCAUUUGUUCUAAAUGUUCUGUUUCCAUGCCGGCUGGCAACGUUCUUAUCCUUUUCUUUCCUGUUAGCCAACUAAGACUAACUUACAGCUAGAAUAACAGCAAAGUAGUUGCAUUUGUUUUAGCUGUUUUCUAGAGAUAUUUAUUAGGAUUAAUCCAUAACAAUGAGCUAUUGAGGCUCGAUUUGUCCUGGCAUACAAAAUGUGCUCAUUUGUCAGGACACUGUUGUUCAGAGAGGCUAACCAACAACACAGCUAACACAAUCACUUCAAACUGAAGCUGGAAAGACUGCAAACUAGCUGCACUUCGUUUCAUUUGACCUUUUUUCAAUUUACAUUUCUUUGUAUAUAUCCAUAAAAACGAUACCAGCUGAUUCAUAAUUUUGACUUGUUGAGAAACGCUGCCUGUCUGUCCUGUCCCGACUCCCGACAUGUUCAUUACUAUGGGACAGCUGGAGGUUGAAUUUGAAUAUUGAAACAAUGUUGCAAAUGUCAGAGAGACAGAGAGCAAGGU
This is a messenger RNA of Oncorhynchus mykiss (rainbow trout), 6220 nucleotides long. Lineage: Eukaryota; Metazoa; Chordata; Actinopteri; Salmoniformes; Salmonidae. The record is from RefSeq and is a predicted model, not a curated record.